AUGAAAUUCCCGGUCAUUAUUUUGUCAACAUUGGCGGCUCUAGCAUUUGGAGCGGCGCUGCGGCCACGUGCUCUCGAGCCUUGCGAAUGCGAUCCGCCAGUAUGCCCGCAGCAGUUCUUGGAUGCUUUAUAUAUCUGUCAGUGUCACAAUAAUCACGCGUACGCCUGCUGGCAGAGGAAUUCAAGAACAUGCCAGAGUCCAUCAUUGGUUUAUAAAAAGGAAUGCGCUACAGCGGCUCCAAUUGCGACUGACACCCCAACACCGGCGAACUCAACGAUUACGACCACGACAUCCACGAUUGAUUCGACCACGGAGACUGAAUUACCACCGUUUAUGGUGGUUGAUCCAUACCCGUCCCCGACAACUUGUAUUGACCUAGGUCCUGGAUCAAACUCAUCGACAACUGCGGCACCUUAG
This is a messenger RNA of Eremomyces bilateralis CBS 781.70, 417 nucleotides long. RefSeq lists its product as uncharacterized. The record is from RefSeq and is a predicted model, not a curated record. Lineage: Eukaryota; Fungi; Ascomycota; Dothideomycetes; Eremomycetales; Eremomycetaceae. The transcript is spliced from 3 exons. Bases 1 to 417 code for a protein of 138 amino acids.